AUGAUUUUACAGGACUUUCUUCAAUCGCUUUACAAGUACGGUAUAUACCGCUCGCUUUGCUUCUCUUGUCAUCCACACGACGUCGCCGCCUUCUGGAGUUUACUUUUCGCUAUUUCCAAGAUCGUCGAAUUAGGAGACACUAUGUUCAUCGUCCUUCGGAAGAAACCACUCAUAUUUCUGCAUUACUACCACCAUGCCGCUGUACUCAUUUAUACAGUGCACUCAGGUGCAGAACAUGCGGCACCAGGUCGAGCUUUCAUAGCCAUGAACUUCCUCGCUCAUUCAGUCAUGUACACUUACUACACCUUCACAGCUUACGGAAUACGUGUACCAAAAUGGGUCUCGAUGGGUGUCACAACUAUUCAAACCGCUCAGAUGUUGGCUGGAGUAGCUGUCUCCUAUAUUGUCUAUCGAAUUAAACCGAGUCCAAUCUGCCGUAAGUCCUGCUAUAUUACAGUAACCUUGCGACUUGGUACUGUAUUGAUGAAAAUUCUUUCCAGAUGCCAGCAAUCAAUGGCCAACCUCUAUUUGGCCUUCAUCAUCUAUGUCACGUUUGCUGUGCUGUUCCUUCAGUUCUUCUACAAAGCCUACAUCGCAAAAUCUAAGAAGUCAAAGACUUUAUAA
This is a messenger RNA of Ostertagia ostertagi, 624 nucleotides long. The record is from the annotation of a GenBank genome assembly. NCBI's taxonomy places the organism in Eukaryota, Metazoa, Nematoda, Chromadorea, Rhabditida, Trichostrongylidae.